GACGAACCAAACGCCGAAGCCAGCCACUCACCCCGUCCCUGUCUCCUGCACCCGUCACCUCCAUCUCCACCAGACCACCAGAAAUCCAGAAUCAAACAAGUGAAAGCGCAAACCCUUGCUCCGAUUCCCCUCUCCUCGGCCUCCUCGACGGAAGUAGCAGAGCAGGGGCCGCGGAGCCCAUGUGGCCCGGCUGCGGUGGCCGGUUUUACUGGGCGCCGGAAUCGGCGCCGCCGGGGCAGGCCAGGGGCGUCGCGGUCCUGUUCGCGUGGGUGUGGAGCGACGAGACGCAGUUGCGGCCGUUCGUUGAGCUGUACUCCUCGCUCGGGUGGCGCUGCCUCGUCUGCCACCCCGAUCUCGUCGCACUAUAUCUCUCUGAGAAAGCAAUAUCGCUGGCAACUGGUGUUAUAAAUGAGCUGGUUAAGGAACUGAAAAUAAAAAUUGUGCCAAUUGUUCUUGCUUCCUUUUCUGGCGGCUCAAAGGGAUGCAUGUAUAAGGUUAUUCAGUUACUAGAUGGAAUAUGUGAAGGAGAUGCAAUCAUGAAGGACUAUCGGUUAGUGAGGAACUGUAUCUGCGGGCAAAUUUAUGACUCUAGCCCUGUAGAUUUUGUCAGUGAUGUGGGCGCCCAGUUUGUCCAAAAGCCUGCUGAUGGAAAUUCAUCUCAGCCAACUAUAUUGCAUUCAUGGAUGGCAAAGGCUCUAGCUUCUGUCAUGGAUACUCUCUUCCCAAGCAGGAUUGAAGCUCAGCGUGCAGAGUACUGGCACACACUGUACUCGGCAGCAGGAUUGGGCCCAGUUCUUCUAUUUUGCUCAGAAGCUGAUAACCUUGCUCCAUGCUAUAUUAUCUGUGGUUUUGCACGGCGUUUGAUUGAACUAGGCACAGAGGUUAAACUUAUGAAAUGGAACAGCUCCCAACAUGUCGGUCAUUACAAUUCACAUGAAACUGAAUACAGGACAGCUGUAGAUGAUAUGUUGAAGAAGGCUCUCCUUACCUUCUGCCACCGAAGCCAACUAUAUGACUCAAAUAUGGCUGGUGACCGGGAGUACAAGAUAGCGCACUCGGUCUGCAGUCUACACAAUGCUGCAGCCAAUUCAAACGAGAGUUUAAGAGGGGUUCCUAACAGUCCUAGCGAUCACUUCUUCUUGCCAAGUUCGAAGGAUCACGAUGAGUCUCAGGAACCCGGGUCCCACAUGUCCCAUCCACCCUGCAUGGAGCCUAAAGGAGUCCUUGGCCAAAUCCUGUUUGAUGUUUGUGUUCCGAGAAAUGUUGAAGGAUGGGACAUCAAGCCGACAGUGUCCCCGAAUGGACGGCCAACAUUUGCUUCUGCCCGUCAACUUGGUCCAUUCAAUCCCAUCAGGUACUUCCGACGUUCAAGACUAUAGUUUUCUGUAGGAGUUGAGAUUAUUAUUUUUUGUAUAUAUAACGGAGGCAAGGUGUCUAAUGGGCACUCUGAGCAAGAUUUUACCUAUGUAAGCUCCCUGUAAUUGUUUCUGUUUUUUACUUUUGCGCUGCUUGGCGAGAGAAUGUACAUAUGCUUUGUAUACCAUAUUAGGGCUUGUUCGGUUAGCUCUCAAUCCAUGUGGAUUGAGUGAGAUUGGAUGAGUUUGAAUCCCAAACAAGUCAAACUUCUUCUCAAUUUUUUCCAAUCUCAUCCAAUCCAUAUGUAUUGGGAAUAACCGAACAAGCCCUUAGUGUGUACUAGAAGGUGGAUCGUGGACAUAGUUUCUAGGCGGGUUGUAAGGUGCACGCUAACAUUGAAUAGCCAAGGGAAUGCAUUAUUAUGCUCCUGUAGUCUCCUCUAUAUUUCAUGUUCGUCAAAUCUAACUAUCGGAAAAAUCUUCUCUU
Zea mays is the source of this 1842-nucleotide messenger RNA. RefSeq lists its product as uncharacterized. Bases 180 to 1379 code for a protein of 399 amino acids. Lineage: Eukaryota; Viridiplantae; Streptophyta; Magnoliopsida; Poales; Poaceae. The transcript has 7 exons. The record is from RefSeq and is marked validated.